Pyricularia oryzae 70-15 is the source of this 2810-nucleotide messenger RNA. RefSeq names its product C6 zinc finger domain-containing protein. Gene Ontology annotation, molecular function: zinc ion binding; DNA binding; DNA-binding transcription factor activity, RNA polymerase II-specific. Gene Ontology annotation, biological process: regulation of DNA-templated transcription; DNA-templated transcription. Bases 449 to 2653 code for a protein of 734 amino acids. The transcript is spliced from 6 exons. The record is from RefSeq and is a predicted model, not a curated record. NCBI's taxonomy places the organism in Eukaryota, Fungi, Ascomycota, Sordariomycetes, Magnaporthales, Pyriculariaceae.
CCUGUAUCCUUGACAAUUGUGAGGAAUGAUGCUUCCAUUCCAGAGUCCCGCCGUCGCUUUUUGAACUUUUCUAUCUUUCGUUGCUCUGUUUUUUCGUACUCUAAACAUAAACCAAAAGUUCUGCUCUUCGUUCUCCGCCUCGGUCCGGUUCGGAACGAAAUAAUUUGUUUGCGACCGUGUGCGUGUGGUACCCUUUGCUUGAUUGCGAGGAGACCAGUCGUGCCAAUCAUCCGAUAAGCCUCGCAUAGCUGAGUUACCACCCCAAAAGUAGCCGAACCAGCGGCAAAGGCACUUCAGCUUUACAAAAGUACCUCGCCUUGGCGCCUUGAACCGCACACAAUACGACGCUUGGGUUCCCCCGGGCAACUAAGCAGUACGCCAUAUAUACUUAUCACGACCAGAUUAUACCAUUCCAGUCCCCUCUGACAAGCCCGUCCAGCAGGUAGCCAUGGCUGCGCUGCCGUCCAUCGGCACCAUGAUGGACCGCGGGGGCGGCGGCGGUGAGGGGAGCAGCAGUGUGGAGCCGAGUCGGAAGCGGCUGCGGGUGUCUCAUGCGUGCGACGUAUGCAGAGCCCGCAAGAUCCGAUGUGACGGCAACACACCAUGCGCGGCCUGCGCCGCGGCCGACUGCGACUGCACAUAUGGCUCCGAGGCGAACUCGAGAGGCAAGAGCGAUCUCAUCUUGGAGGGUGUCCUCAGGCUUGAGCGGAUGCUGCAGGAGAUGAAUCUCGGAUUGUCAUCAUCCCCAAUCUCCCAGCACGCCACAGCCCAGCAGCUCCCUUUCUCCAGCCAUCGCGCCGGCUCGAUAGGAGGCAGCAGCAGCUUCUCGGGCUCUCCGCUCGCUGAGGUACACCUCAGCCCCUUUUUACACCAUGCCGCUCCGCACUCGGCAUCAUCACAGCAUCACCAACCCCAGCAGCAGCAACAGCAACCACCAUACCACUCGACUCCACCUCAUCAACGCCAGCAGCAACAGCCACAGCAGCAACAGCCCACGCCGACCGGCAGCAGCAGCACAGCCGCGGAGCCGCAAAGCAUCGGAAACGGCGGCAGCAACAACAGCAACAGCCUCGAGAACGCCGUGCUGGACUCGAUGCACACUUCGACGACCGAGAGCAUCCUACAGUGGCCGCACUUUGACGUCUUUCCGAGCCUGCGGCGCGACUACGUCUCCAUCUUCACCCUGGAGCGCGGGAGGAGGCCGCCCAGGGCCAGGUGGAGUUCGUCACAGCCGCCGCCGCCGCGCGUAGCGCCCAAGGAAGUCGACCGCAUCCUCGACUCCUUCCAGAGUGCCGUCAACUUCUGGUACCCGACCGCUUCGGUCGUGCAGCUGGAGCGGUGCAGGGCCGUUGCCGUUGCCGAGGGCGUCGGGAGUCGGGAGUCGGGCUUGGGGCAUGGGCAUGGGGAGGAGGAUGACGACGACGGAGACGAUCAGCACGCCAUCGACAGGUGUCUCGCGUACUUAUUCAUGGCGCUCGGCUGCGCCAGCCAGGUCGUUGCCGGGUUGGUGGACGGACACGUUCUGUCGGAGGAGGAGAUGCGCUUCCGACGGGCGCGGAGGAGUCUGGCGGACUUGUACUUUGAUCAAGUGCUGAGGGGCAUCCAUGUGGUGCAUACGGCUGUCGGUUCGGCGGCAACGCAUUGCUUGUUUCUUGUUGGCUUGUACUUUGCCUUCUUGCGCAGGCCGCUGCAAGCAUGGGAGUACAUCAACGCGGCGUCGGCGCGCUGUCUCCUGCUGCUCUCUUACCAGGCAGAAAACGACGAGGACUACGAGGACCAAGAGCGAAUACGGCGGAUAUUCUGGUCUUGCUACAUUCUGGAGAGCGACUACUUGGCCGAGCUCUCGGGCCUCCCGCAGUCCGGGAUCGCCCGCAUCGAGUCGUCCAUCCCGCUCCCCGGCAAGACCCCCUACAAAAGCCACCGCACCCCAGUCGCGGCGGAGCAGUCGUCGCUCUACUUCCUCGCCUGCAUCUCGAUGCGCCGGCUUCUCAACCGCGUCCACCAGCUCCUGUACGCCCGGGGCACCGGCGCCUCUCUCGACACCAACCGCUUCCCCUACGUCGUGGCCGAGCUAGACCACCAGCUCGAGGACUGGCGCGACGUGCUCCCUGCCGCCUUCGCCUUCACCCUGGACGCACGGCCCUGCAGCACCGAGCACGGUGGCUUCCUCCGCCAGCGCUACCUGACCUGCCGCAGCGUCAUCUACCGGCCCUAUCUCAUGUGGACGCUCAGUGGCGCGCAGAUCGAUGAUCCGUCGCUGGACGCGGGCGCCACCGCCCGCUGUCUCGACGCUUGUCUCCUACACAUGCUCAACCUACGAGGGUUUGGACACACAGUCCUUGUCGACACUUGGAUCUGCGCCUUGAGCAUGGCUGGCGCCAUGUGCCUGCUGCUAGCAGCGUGUCGCACCCCAGCGCUGCGCGACAUGCUGGCGGCCAGGGACGUCCUGGCAUGUGGCCGUCACCUGGGUCGGCUGUUUGAGUCUUGGACGGCGGCGAUGGGCGGGCAGAGAAGUCCGAGUAUCGAGCAGAGCGUUAGGAUCAUCGCUGAGGCAGACCGUUUUAUAAGAGAGUUGUACGGUUCUGAUAUGAGAGUACCUGAAGGCGGCUGGAGCGCUGAUCAUGGGCGAAGAGAUGACCUGGCACGAGGCUGAGUUAGAGGUCUUGGUUGGGUUAUCCUAGUCAUGCGCGAGAAAGCGGAGACUUACAAGGAAUGCUAUAGCUGUUGGCUAGGUACCUACACCAGACUUGGGAUAUAAAUAGUCUGGAGCGAAUUGAUCCAUAAACGAAACACUGAUUCAGUCGAACCCG